Papilio machaon (common yellow swallowtail) is the source of this 1183-nucleotide messenger RNA. RefSeq lists its product as uncharacterized. The transcript has a single exon. Bases 60 to 1013 code for a protein of 317 amino acids. NCBI's taxonomy places the organism in Eukaryota, Metazoa, Arthropoda, Insecta, Lepidoptera, Papilionidae. The record is from RefSeq and is a predicted model, not a curated record.
AACGAUACGCUCGUGCGUAACUACCCUAAGUCAAACGUAGAAAAGAUAAUAUUCCAAUAAUGCAUUGUUCGCUAUGCAAGUCGGUGGUGAGUGACUGUGUCAAAUGUGGAUGGUGCAAUAAAGAACUGUGCUUCGGCUGCGCGAGCAUCACUGAGGCGGGCUACAGGAAGCUGGGCGCCGAUCGCAGGGCCGCCUGGAGAUGUCCUCAGUGCCGCAGCCCUGCCUCAGCUUCGUCGGCGCCCGCCUUGGCUGCAUCUCCGCCAAAUACCAACAUCGGGGUUGCGUCCAUCGAAGUGGUCCUCAGCGAGAUCCGCGACUUGAAGGCGCAAUUUAAAUUCAUUCAUUCCCUCGCGGACGACGUGAAGACCAUAAAAAAAGAUAUUGCCGACUUAAAAUUGUCAUUGGAAUUCAAUCAUGAAAAAAUAACAUCAUGUGAAUCCAGGAUUACAGUAGUCGAGCGGAGUGUUGCGGAACUUGUGCCAUUACGAGUCGCCCUUGAAUCAGCCCAGUUAGAAAUUUCUAACCUAAAAACCGAACUAACCAACAAGGAGCAGUGGUCGCGACUCAACAAUAUCGAAAUCAAAGGAGUGCCCUUAAAGAAAGACGAGAACCUCUUUUCUUUGAUUGAAUUAAUACAGCAGAAGAUCGGUUUUUCGUUUAAUAAAUCUCAAAUAAACUACAUUGCCCGUGUUCCGUCUUUCUCUGGGAGUGCUAAAUCUAUUAUUGUCACCUUUGUGAAUCGCUAUGUUAAAGAGGAGUUCGCCGCCGCGGCGCGGGCCAACAAGGAUUUGUAUGCGAAAGAUAUCGGUUUCGAGGGUGAUAAACAACGGAUCUUCAUAAAUGACCAUCUCACGCCGCAUCACAAAGCCCUACUUACUAAAACGAAGCGACUUUGCUUCGAGAAGGGCUACAAAUACGUUUGGGUAAAAUACUGUAAGAUUCACGUCAGAAAGAACGAUACUAGCCCUGUGUUUACUAUACUGAAAGACAACGAUUUAAACAAAAUAAUUUGAUUUGUUACCAACUUAUUAUUGUUUCAAACCUAUCUUGUAAUUUUAUGCCUUAUUAUAUAAGUAUUAAGGUCGUAAGUCGUGUUGUUCUUCUAUUUGUCUUGUUUGCCUUCAUAUUAAAGAUACGAAAAAUGUCGAUUAUGUUUGUGGGUAUUAAUUCCGAACCGGGAACA